Messenger RNA from Pseudo-nitzschia multistriata, 3045 nucleotides. The record is from the annotation of a GenBank genome assembly. NCBI's taxonomy places the organism in Eukaryota, Bacillariophyta, Bacillariophyceae, Bacillariales, Bacillariaceae.
AGCUGGUGUGGGCAGAGAGCYGGGGCCAGGACAGGAUAGACAGUAGUAGUAAGAAAGGUGGGGAGCUUAACAACAAAGUAUUUGGUUGUUAUCUUUAAUGGAGGAGGCUGGGGAGGUGGAUUUCCCCCCUUUAGAACAAGAAGGGGAUGUCACAAUGGCGGUUUGGAUGCCACCGGAAAGGUUCAGAUCAGGUAUUUACAAUGUAGUAAGAUUCAGUAGGAAAUCUAGGUGAUAAUCUGCAGAACCAAAGUGUAAGUUUGUACUGUGUAUGGAAAAAAUGUUUUGAAAAUUAUUGGUUUUCUUGAUGACUCUGUCUUUGUGAUUAUCUCGUAAUUUAUUUAUAAUAUUAUGAUAAUACUAUUACUAUUCUCAAACSAUACAUUAAUACUAGUCAAAAACAAAUAUUAUUCAGAUUCCUGACGGAUCUUCAAAACGCUUCAAACGGUCCACACAACUCAUUCAUCUUCUUUCACAGCAAGCUUGAGCUUCAGCGCAUUGGCAUCGUGGAGACGUGGUUUCGCAGUCCAAAUCACAGUCACAAUAUUCACUCUCGAUCUGUCCUGGGCAUGUUACUCGGGUGUCGAUUCCAGAGGCUGGUGCGGCCUGUGCUUGUGCAGGAACUGCAGGAAUGGCUACCGUUUGUGGUACAGGAAUCUCUGGUGGUGCAUUGAGAAGGUAUCGAACGGACAGAUCCAUCCUCAUUUCGUAUCCAACAACGUUGCCGAGGAAGAGGGAGCCAUCCUUAAAAAUACGGGCGGGGAUAAUGGAUUCAUCGAUACCUACUGGCCAAAGCUUAACAGUACCUGCAGCCCCAUUGAAUUCGCCAGUUCCGCCGAGAACGUUCAAUUCGGACACUCCCUGUGGCACAGUAGAACCUUCAGCUGUGAUGGACGCAWAAACUGUAAUUGCACCAUCUUGAAGGUCGAAGAACUCGUAGGURAAGUGACAGAAUCCAGUUUGGUCUUGGAACGUAUUUUCACAGAAACCUUGCGCAAGUCCCUGAAUAGGCAAGUCGUUGAUUCCGAAGAUAGGCUGCAAUGGAACGUUAGCGUACAACCACUUGUUGCCACUAGCUCCACGUUGUGGGUUCAUAAUGUUCGCAUAAAUCGGUUCGGCACUACUGAAUCGAUUGUCCUGGUAGUACUCAACGGUGACAAUCUCUUCAGAGAUGACAGUGUCAUCGUCAUAGCUUUGCCUAAAAAGCAACCAGCAUAGCAAGAAAAAAUGUGAGUCUCCUUCAAACAAAAAUCAGAUUGUGGUGAUGAAGUUUAAUGUUUGCGGGUUUUCAGAUUUUACUCACAGCGAUCGAUCAUUUUGGUUCUUGCUAUCAUUUUCACUUUCGAAACGUAAAACGCCCUGAUCAUGUAACUUUCGGAUGCCUCCGCUCGCGACGUCAGGYGAUACCUCCUUCGCAACAUAAUUUUCAGAGUCGACAUCAGCCAUCUCCACUCUCGCGUGUACGCCCAUCGACAUAGUCUGGACAGCGAUGAAAACUGCCGCAGCAGCGUCAAGCAUAAAAGAGGUUCUCAUGAUGGUCCGUUUGAUUAUUCUGAAUGUAUGAUGAGUCGGUUCCAAUGACUUCGGCUUGCAGAUUUACUUGUCACUUGUUGGUAAUUUUUUUUGUGUGACUUGCUAGUUGUGAUUGUUGCGAUUCGAUCAGUGAGACGUGAAAUCAUACGUGCGCAUGUAUUUUGCGGUCACGUUAACCGUUGAGCAAAUUUUCCCUUAAAAAAUAUUGUGAGCAGAUCCAUGGCGCAUUCUAUAACUGCAGUGCGCGCAAAGRGAGAGCCGAACUAUAUUUUUUGUAAUUAUUAAUUAUAAUUGCCUCAACGCAAGGUGCGCGAUAGGAAAACUACAACUCCGGUUUUUGAUGAAAUUCUUCGGCUUAAGUAGGUGCGCCAAACCCAACGGUUGAAUCAAAAUCCAGCUGACGGGUUAGUAGAAUACAAUAAUUUUAUAUUUUUUGCCAUUCUGAUGAMUUGCCGAGACUGGUCCACUUAACUACACUCCGAUCGAUGAACAAAUUCGAUAAGCCAAUGUAGUCAGUCUACAGGUAUGUUGUUCAAGUGCCGUUGUUGCAUAUUUAGGAAGUUAUAAUAAUGUUCAGAUUUCAGACAUGAACUUUUUCCAACCAGCCUUGGUAAAUCAUUGGUACAURAUCGCUUUAAUAUUAUAAUUAUACUUUUAUUAGACAUUUAAUGCACUAGAAGGAUACUUUGCACAAGAGAUUUCCUUUUUAUCUCACUCUUGCAGGAUUACGUAGUAGAUAGACUUCUUUCCCAGACAUCUGAGAGUAUCAAGACAUUUCCAAAUCAACAGAAUCCAUGAACACAAACAUCUUCACCAUGUACGAUGAUGGCAAGUCAAGCUGGUCAUCAGGAAUAAAGACAGGGGGGACUCCGUUACGGAGACGUCCUGACUCGAGGACAACAGUACCGACUGUUCUUUUGAAKGGUCCACUACCUCCAGUGAUCGCCAAGGUGUGAACGUCUCCCUUGCUAAUUGGACCCUCCACGGAAAGAGAAGCCUCAACUUGGCCCCGCCCAUCCAGGAAACGAUAAUCGAAUUGGCAGUAUGCUCGUCCUAUGUACUGWAGUUUCGGAUCARUUCUUAUGCACGAMCCGGACACAACAGCGACUUUGUCCUGUUCAUUGAUCAAGUAAGCACCCCUGCUUCCACCUGGGGGUACAUCAAAGACCACGUUGUACAGAGGCUCAUUGUUGUACAAGUAUUGAGUUCCUGCAUUCAAAUAYGAAGAGUCUGGGCCAAGUCUAAUAGGAUCUUGAAUGCGUCUAGAGUCUUGGAAUGCUUCCAACACCAUGGAAACUUUUUCUGGAAUACCAACUCUGCCACGAUAGGCAGCUCCACYACCUAAUACUAAGCUUCCAGCACCCACAGCGCCUUCACCAMCCGCGCCGUUUUCGUACCCGCCAUUAUAGUASSCGCCAUUAUAGUAGKCACCRUUAUAGGGGCCGYUGUAACCACCACCGUUGUAACCRUAAUCGUAGCCGUCGCUGUAGCCUCCAUUAAAGCCUCCAUUAUAAU